[Torrubiella] hemipterigena is the source of this 3400-nucleotide messenger RNA. The record is from the annotation of a GenBank genome assembly. Lineage: Eukaryota; Fungi; Ascomycota; Sordariomycetes; Hypocreales; Clavicipitaceae.
GAACUUCAUCCCCCUGCGACGGUCGGUUCACCAGUGACCAUGCCUGUGCAAAUAUACAAAGAAGUAGCCGUCUGUUUCAUUUUUAAAUUCAGCCUUUCAAGGCCCAACCGACCUCCCAGAGUCGCCCUCUUCAAACGGAGCGGGGAAGUCCGCACAUACCGACAUUUAUAUGCGCCUAUAUCCGGAAGCAUAGACCCAAAGGACGAUACGCCGCUAGACACUGCAUGGCGCGAACUCCGGGAAGAGACGAGGCUUGACGCUCACAGCCUGCGAUAUUUCAGACAGGGAAAGCCCUACACCUUUACAGAUGAAUCCAUCGGGAGGCGAUGGGCCAUUCAUCCAUUUGGUUUUAUGCUACGCCCAAAUGGGCCUGGAGACCUUGCUAUCACACUUAACUGGGAGCACGAGGGCUAUGCGUGGUUCGAUAUUGACGAGAUCCAGCAGGACGCAAACUUCCCUGGUGUGCCUCGCCUUCUUGAGAGUCUCCGACGAGUUUGGUUUCCCAUCGACAUUGGAUACAACGCAGGGGAUAUACUAUCCAACGGUCUAAAGACACUACAAGAUGACCACGUCUCAGGCGCGCGACAACUGGCCACAAAAGCCGUCGACAUCUAUGGUGAUCUACUAUCAAAGCUUGACGGUAGCGACCCCAAAAUCUUUUUUCGACAGGCAUGUAUAGCUGCAUGGCAUCUCUGGAAAAACGGCCGCGAGAGCAUGGGGGCACCGAUCCUAAACGCCAUGAUCGAAUGCCUGACUAUUGUGCAAAACCAUAUUGCCGGCUGCAACCAGGUCGACACAAAUAUCCUCUUCGCCCUCAUGUUUGCCAUUCCCGGUUCUGCAAAAUCCAGAAACGAAUAUAACACAUCCGCACUAUCCAGGCACGUCCUCAGACUCCUUUGUGGCGAUUCUCCCACUAGACCACGCACCAGACUCCUCACGCUAUCGUCUAGCUCAACAAUAUCCGCCGCCCUCACCCGCGUCAUCGAAACUUCUACUACCUCUCUCGACAUUCGCAUUCUAGAGUCCCGUCCCCUCUUUGAAGGCGCGAGUCUCGCAUCCAAACUUGCCGCAGUAUCUCCCUUUGCAGCAGCCUCCAAGCCAUCUAUAACAGUUUACCCGGACGCUGGAGUAGCUCUUGCAUGUAAAGACAUUGACUUUGUCCUCCUGGGCGCAGACAUAAUCGACAAGCAAGGCAACGUGAGCAACAAAACAGGCUCGCUGCCAGCCGUCUUAUCUGCCAAAUACAUGUGCCCAAGCUGCAAGAUCAUUGUGGUGGCGGAAAAGGACAAGAUUAUGCCGUUUGAGCCGCCGGGUCACGAGGAAAAUGACCCGAGGGAGCUCAGCUCCGCGUGGGGAGAACACAUUACUCUACAAUCUAAUGUCACGUUGAAAAAUAUCUACUUUGAAUGGGCCCCGAAUAACUUGAUAGACGGCUACAUCACUGAAGAUGGACGCAUUGCUAGCCAUGAUAUCGCACGCUUGGCGGAGCAAGUGGAAGGAAAAGCAACAGAGAUGUUUGAUUAUAUAUAAAGUUAAAGUAUGCUGCUCAUUCCUCUUUCUCGUCAGUAUUAUUUGUCGUUUUCAUGCUCGCAAGCUGGGUCUGCAAGCCCCUCUUGCUAACGUGCAUGGCCAUUUCUAAUUCCCGCUCUUCAUCACGUAAACGGGCCUUACUAGACGCAAUGUCUCGCUCACGGCGUCUCUUUUGUUCAUCAAUCAUGCGGUUAUGCUCCUCCAGCGCCUUGGACCGCUUCGCCUUGGCUUCUCGCUGCUUGCGCUUGUCUUCGUCUUCCUCAGCAGCGGCAAUGUCCUCCACAGGCGGCGGAAGCGUCUGGACAAGAGCCUCAAUCAGGGGAUCUCGGACCUUGGGGUCCAGCGAGAUGAAUCGCAAAUCGGUCAGGAUCUGGUCGGGCAGCUCGUCUACCUUGGACUGAUUGUGGAGUUGCAGAAUUGACAUGGACUUGAGGAGUGUGGUCAAGUCAGCGCGGAGCGUGGAUGGCGGAAGCUUCAGGCGGUUAAUGUGCUCGCGGUAGAGCUUCUCGCGCUCCUUGUCGGUUAGCUUCAUAUCCUUCAUCGCAUCCUCCUUUUUGUAUUUCCUCUUAAACUCUGGCCAGAAUAGCUUGGGUGUGGCUUUUUCCUGGAGGAGAGCAAGGUAGGGGAUGCGAGGAUCCGUCUUGGCCUGUCGCGCGCGCUGCUCUUUGAUUUCCGCAAUGCGUUCGCGUGUCCAUUCGUCCCAGCAUUCUUUUCUGGCUUUUGUUGUCGAUAGGGCUGUAUAUCUUUGGUCAUCGAUGAUCUUGCCUUCCUCUAUCAGCUUGUCCCACGGGCUGUAAGGGCUGAUGCGGAAGUCAUUAAGCAAAUCUUUGAAGAGGAGCUUUGCAUCCUCCUGGGAGAAUUCUACUCCCUGGGCGCCUUCUGGCCAGUCUUCCAUGUUUCCGUCAUCAUACUCUCCUGGCUCCAAGUCGUAGUCUUCACCCAUGGCUUGCAGCUGCAUUGCAAUAUCGUCUUCUGUGAACUCAAUGGGACCAGCGUCUUCCUCCUCCUCUCCUUCUUGCUCCUCUUCGUCGUCAUCUUCUGCUGCUCCUACUUGACCAUCACCCUCCAGCCUUUGCCGCUUGUGUGGGUGAUCUGUGCUUGCCUGGCCGUCAUUUUCGCCUUCGUCGUCAGUAACUUCAACCUCCUCGUAUUCAGAGCUGUCACCGGCGUCCUCUCCAGCUUCAGCUUCAGGUGGCGCAUCGUCUCCCGCCGCAGCUCGUUUUAUUCGUGCCUUGUCCAAUUCCAAUAUGGCAGGCAUCAGCUUCUCGGGGAUUCUCCAAUAGCUGGUGUUCUUUGCAGAGUUAUAGACAAAGCGCCGCGAGUACUUAGUGUAAACGAGGAUCCACGGCUCGUGGCCUGGAAUACGCUCUUUGCUUCGCGGCUUGUCGAUCGGUUGUGGUUUCGGUCGACCCUCGAAUCCUCCUCGCCCCCCUGUCUGACUACCGCGUCCAUGCUGUUGUGAUUGUGGUUGGUUGAACUGCGCCAUGUACUGAUUUGCUGCUCGAGGAUCAGCCAGCGAUGGCGCAUUGGCAUACGGAUUCGCCAGAGCUGGUUGCGCGGGCUGUGCUAUCGGCUCCACGGUCGGUCUGGUAUAUGUUGAUUCUUUGGUGUGUGCAUUAUAAUAGUACAUGUGCCCGGUGGGAGCUUUGUGCUCUGUCCAUCCGGGCGCCAGUGGCGCAAGCUCUACUGGCUUGUGUGUUGACUUUAGCGGCAUGGCAGCUAUUUAUGUGCGCAUAAUAGUAUUGAUUUCUGAACGAUUUGAUUUGGGGGGUAUGUAUUUCGUAGACUUUCGUAUAUUGUCGAAAGGGGCGUGUGGUGGCCGCCGCGCGUUGUAUGAAGAAAAAAAUGGUGAUGGAGCUUUGAAGGCAUC